Molecule: messenger RNA, 846 nt
Organism: Coregonus clupeaformis (lake whitefish)
Lineage: Eukaryota; Metazoa; Chordata; Actinopteri; Salmoniformes; Salmonidae
Product: C-C motif chemokine 20
Exons: 4
Coding region: 210-554 (114 amino acids)
Biological process (GO): positive regulation of ERK1 and ERK2 cascade; chemokine-mediated signaling pathway; inflammatory response
Cellular component (GO): extracellular region
Molecular function (GO): chemokine activity; CCR chemokine receptor binding
Source: RefSeq, a predicted model, not a curated record
UUGUCUCAUCACAGAGCAGAGCUUAACACACACUAGUAGCAUCACAUCAGGGGAAGACAGACAGACAGACAGACAGAGGAAACCUUUCCAGAGCAUCACAAACAGACAGAAUCUACACUUCACACCUUCCUCUUCUGUUCUCUGGAAGACAUCUUCACUCAUUGUUAGUUCAGACACCUCCGUACAGCGCAGGUUAUCAGUGACCCAUCAUGGUGUCUACAGUGGACAGUACCAAGAUCCUCUUCUCUGUUCUGUUCCUCUACAUCUUCUGCCAGGUGACUCGGGGUCAGAUGGUAAUGGACUGCUGUCUGGAGGUCAGUCAAAAAGAGAUCCCACCACGCAUCGUCACGGGUUACCAGCCUCAGGUCAGGGGUCAAGGCUGCUCCAUUGACGCCAUGGUCUUCAAUACCAGAAAGGGACGCAACCUGUGUGCCCCUACUGGCCCUGCCUGGGUUACUGACCUGAUGAAACACGUGGACAAGCUGACCAAGAUGUGCCACCAAACCAACUUCAAGGAUAGACACUGUAAGAAGCUUAAGCCCAAGCGUUCCUAAAGCACCUAUCGGACCCCCUAUCGGACCCCCUCCCGCCACCCUCACCACCAACUCCACCCUGCUUCUCCUGGUCCAUAGAACAGUGACAGAGCCUGAGAAGAACCUUCCACGUGGGGGGAAGAACAGGGGUGGGAGAAGUAAAAAAAGAAAAUACAAAAAUGUGAUUCCUCCUACAGCCACUGCUGCACUUUUUCAGUUUCCUUCCAUCUUCAGUCUUUAUCCAGCAGACCAUGUCGUUUCUCAGUGGCACUUUCAUGUCCUAGAUCUUUUUUUUUUUUAUGUGACAAAACAA